GUGAUACUGACUCCUGGUCCCACAGCUGCCCUUUCCUGGGCCGGGUCAUGCGCUGCCCCAAGUGCCUUCUCUGCCUGUCAGCACUGCUCACACUCUUGGGCCUCAAAGUGUACAUCGAGUGGACGUCUGAGCCCCGGCUGGGUAAGGCCUACCCGGGACCCCGCAGCACCCCACCAGGCCCCACGCCAGCCAGCCCCGAGCCCACCCUGCCGGCUAACCUCUCGGCCCGUCUGGGCCAGACUGACCCGCUGCCCUCGGCCUACUGGAACCAGCAGCAGUGGCGGUUGGGGACCCUGCCCAGUGGGGACAGCACUGAGGUGGGGGGCUGCCGCGCUUGGGGAGCUGCCGCUGCGGCCGAGAUCCCCGACUUCGCCUCCUACCCCGAGGACCUCCGCCACUUCCUGCUGUCGGCAGCCUGCCGGAGCUUCCCACGGUGGCUGCCCAGGGGUGGCGGUGGCCAGGUGGCCAGCUGCGAGGACCCCGACGUCCCCUACCUGCUGUUGGCCGUCAAGUCGGAACCAGGGCGCUUUGCAGAACGACAGGCCGUGAGGGAGACGUGGGGCAGGCCGGCUCCCGGGGUCCGGCUGCUCUUCCUGCUGGGGUCCCCGGCGGGCGAGGGGAGGCCUGACCUAGGCUCCCUGGUGGCCUGGGAGAGCCGCCGCUACAGCGACCUGCUGCUCUGGGACUUCCUUGACGCCCCCUUCAACCAGACGCUCAAGGACCUCCUGCUGCUGGCCUGGCUGGGCCGCCACUGCCCCAGCGUGAGCUUCAUCCUGCAAGCCCUGGAUGACGCCUUCGUGCGCGUCCCCGCCCUUCUGGACCACCUGCGGGCCCUGCCGCCCAGCACGGCCCGUGGCCUCUACCUGGGUGAGGUCUUCACCCAGGCCAAGCCCCUCCGGAAGCCUGGAAGGCCCUUCUACGUGCCUGGGUCCUUCUUUGAAGGCGGCUACCCAGCCUACGCAAGUGGGGGCGGCUACAUCAUCGCGGGCCGCUUGGCACCCUGGCUGCUGCGGGCGGCGGCCCGCGUGGCCCCCUUCCCCUUCGAUGAUGUCUACACCGGCCUGUGCUUCCAAGCCCUGGGCCUGGCCCCCAGGACCCACAAAGGCUUCCUCACGGCCUGGCCGGCAGGCCGCACUGCUGACCCCUGUGCUUUCCGUGACCUGCUGCUGGUGCGGCCCCUCAGCCCCCAGGACAGCGUCCGGCUCUGGAAACAGCUGCGGGACCCUCAGCUCCAGUGCUGAGACUCGGAGGUGGGGCGGGGCGGGGAGGGCAGACCUGGCCUGGGCCUUGGCGCCAGCCCCUUGCUCAGCCUCUCUUUCUAGGCCUCGUUGCGAGGAAGGAGGUCCUGGAAUGGAGGCUGCCUGAGCCCUCCCUGGGCCUCCCCAAGAGGCGACAGACUGUUUCCGUCUUUCAGUUUCUGAGGCCUGGAGUCGUCGUCUCUGUCUACGGGGCCUGGAGUUGUCGUCUCUGUCUAUGGGGCCUUGAGGCAGUUUACGGAGCAAAGCUCAGCUGCACCCUGACCUUCACACCAGACGCUCUCCCCACCCUUACUGGGCAAGGCCGGCUCCGAUGGCCUCUCGGUCACCUUGCUGGACACCAGCUUUGACCCAUUCUAUGGGAGACAAGAGGCCAUCUCUGGAGGACCCCACCCCCAUCCUGUUUGCUGAAGCUGACCUUCCAGCUUGCAAAAGUUUCUGGAGGAAGAAGAUAGCUCAACAGCCUUGGCCUUAUUUAUCUCAACUGGAGAAGCACGGGUGGUCCCAAACCAGUCAUGCUGGCCUCUCCUCCCACAUCCCCAACUCCAGGAAACAGAAACCAGAGGUAGCAUGAAGCCAAAUGCAGAGACAUAGUUUAUUCACUACCUGCUGACCACCUCUCACUCUGAGUAAGUUCCACAGGCUGACCUGCCACGUCCACCCCCAGCCCUGAGGGGCUUCCAGUCCUGGAGGUGCCCUUGCCCAGCCCCUGGGAGAAGACCCUGUAACUAAAGGCGAAGAAGGGGCUGACCAAGGCCCCACCAACGUUAACAGCAUGGAGAGGCAGGAGCCGCCCCAAGUGCUGCCCUGGCCGCCUCUGCCCUCAGAGGCAGAGUUGGCGUAGGUGGGGAUGGGCCAAGUAGCCUCACUUCUCGAAGUGAUCCAGGGGGUAGUGCUCCCCAUAGGCCUGGAGGUGACGGGCCAAAGACUCCUGCUGCUUGCGGAGCUGGGUAGGCAUCUCCUGAUACACAUCUGAGAAGAGCAGGCUGGGGCUGGGCUUCAGCUUCCGCUCGGCCUGCUCAAAGGCCUCCAUCACCUGGGGGACAAGCGGCAGUGGGCAGGCAGCCGACCUCUCACCCAGGAACCUGCUUCCUACCUGUGGGAUCCUGGCGAGGGGUUAACCCCCUGAGCCUCAAGUUCCC
Messenger RNA from Globicephala melas (long-finned pilot whale), 2398 nucleotides. RefSeq names its product UDP-GlcNAc:betaGal beta-1,3-N-acetylglucosaminyltransferase 8 (gene B3GNT8). Lineage: Eukaryota; Metazoa; Chordata; Mammalia; Artiodactyla; Delphinidae. Gene Ontology annotation, molecular function: protein N-acetylglucosaminyltransferase activity. The record is from RefSeq and is a predicted model, not a curated record. Gene Ontology annotation, cellular component: Golgi membrane.